This is a messenger RNA of Passer domesticus (house sparrow), 6004 nucleotides long. RefSeq names its product immunoglobulin superfamily DCC subclass member 4 (gene IGDCC4). NCBI's taxonomy places the organism in Eukaryota, Metazoa, Chordata, Aves, Passeriformes, Passeridae. The transcript has 20 exons. Bases 428 to 4318 code for a protein of 1296 amino acids. The record is from RefSeq and is a predicted model, not a curated record. Gene Ontology annotation, biological process: cell-cell adhesion. Gene Ontology annotation, molecular function: protein binding.
UGAGGGGAGCGCGGCUGCUGAAGGCGGUCCGGUACCCUCCACGCUCACCCGUGGCAAAAACCGGAAAAAAAUACUAAAUAGAUUGAAGCAAGAAAUUAUUAAAAAACGCCACAUAAAAUGUUAUAAAUGUUUGUGGCUUGUGCGGCCACCGGCGGGCGGAGAAGCCCCGCACCUGCCGUCCCCCACCCUGAGGGAACGCGGCUGCUCCCCCCGCCGCGGGCUGGCAGCAACCUGUUGGUGCGGGCGCUGCCGGGCGGCGGGAGGAGCCCCUCGGAGGGGCGGCCGGGCCGCUGACAAAGGCGGAGCAGCGGCAGCCCAGGGCCGCCCCCGGCAGCGGGGCCCGGCGGGCAGCGCGGGGCUGGGGCUGGGGCCGGGGCGCUCGCACAAGAUGGCGGUGGGGCGGCGGGAGAGCGCGCUCCCCUCGUAGAUGCGGCCGCGGCGGCCCCUGCUCCCGGCGCCCGGCGGGGCUUACAUGGCGCUGGAGGACCUGCUGCUUUGUCUCUGCUUCUCCGCCCUCGCCGUCCUGGCCGUGCAAGGGAGGCUCUCAGAAGGGGAUUCUGUGGAGCUGAGCUGUAGUGCUGGUCCUGCAAAGGUGAUACUGGAGCCAAACCAAGUGGUGAUUUUGGACUGUAACCUGACCCCUGUUGAGCAAGUGAUCAAUAUCACAUGGAAGAAGAAUGGGUUUCCAUUAGUGGAGCAAGAACAUCUCCAUGUGCUUCCAAAUGGAUCGCUCUUCAUCUCAUCCCAGGCUGUGGCAAAGGACAGUAAAUACCCUGAGAGGGAUGGUGCUGAGGGCAAUUACUCCUGCGUGUCUCACACCUCCCUAGGGACUGUCACCAGUCAAACAGCUGCAGUCAGAUUUUCAACAUUAUCACGCUUUUUCCAGCAGCCGGAGUCGCAGACAGUGGAAGAAAAUGGCAUGGCCAGAUUUGAGUGCCGGAUCGAGGGGCUGCCCUCCCCUGUCAUCACCUGGGAGAAGGACCAUGAAGCUGUUCCAGCAGAGCCCAGGUUUAUAACUCUUCCCAAUGGUGUCCUCCAAAUCGUGGAUGUGCAGGAGAGUGAUGCUGGGAUUUACCACUGCGUGGCAACCAACGCCGCCCGAAAGCGCUACAGCAACGAUGCCACCCUCAGCGUGGUGAAAGGUUCCCAGCCAGCAGGAGGAGAUGUCACCAUUGUUGCUGCUCCGGAGAACACCACAGUGGUGGCCGGGGAGAGCGUGGUGAUGGAGUGUAUGGCAGCUGCUGAUCCCACCCCCUUUGUCUCCUGGAUACGACAAGAUGGAAAGUCCAUUUCCACAGAUGUGAUUGUGCUGGGCCGGACAAAUCUCCUCAUUCCUUCCAGCCAGCCCCAUCACUCUGGGGUGUACGUCUGCCGAGCCAACAAACCCCAAACCCGGCAGUUCGUUACCGCCGCGGCUGAGCUCCGCAUCCUCGCUACUCCCAGCAUCUCCCAGGCUCCCGAAACCAUCUCCCGCACCCGAGCCAGCACAGCCAGGUUUGUGUGCAAGGCAGAGGGAGAGCCAGCCCCCACCAUCCACUGGCUGAAGAACGGGGAGCCCAUCCUCUCCAAUGGGCGUGUGAAGGUGCAGAGCAGCGGCAGCCUCGUCAUCAACCAGAUCGGCCUGGAGGAUGCUGGCUACUACCAGUGUGUGGCUGAGAACAGCCUGGGCAUGGCCUGUGCCACGGCCAAGCUCUCGGUGAUCGUGCGGGAGGGUUUGCCCAGCGCUCCCAAGAAGGUCUCGGCCGUGUCCCUGUCCAGCAGCACCGUCCUGGUGUCCUGGGAGCGGCCGGAGCACAACAGCGAGCAGAUCAUCGGCUUCUCCUUGCACUACCAGCGGGCUGUGGGAACAGAUAAUGUGGAAUACCAGUUUGCUGUCAAUAACGACACAACUGAGCUGCAAGUCAAGGAUCUGGAGCCAAACACCAACUAUGUCUUCUAUGUGGUUGCAUAUUCCCAGCUCGGAGCCAGCCGGACGUCCUCUUCCAUCGUUGUCCAGACCCUGGAGGAUGUUCCCAGUGCAGCCCCUCAGCUGUCCCUGUCGAGCAUGACUCCCGGUGACAUCCGUGUGACGUGGCUGCCCCCUCCUCCCGAGCUGAGUAAUGGCAAGAUAACCAAGUACAAGAUCGACUACUGCACCCUCAAGGAAGCAGAUCAGGUCACCUCCAUCGAAGUGGGUGGAAAUGAGACGCAGAUCACCCUGUACUCACUGCAUCCCAACAAAGUGUACAAGGUUCGGAUUGCAGCCAGCACCAGUGUGGGAUAUGGAGCCCCUUCCGAGUGGACCCAGCACCGGACUCCUGACAGAGACAACCAGACACAUGUUCCAUUUGCCCCGACAGAAUUAAAAGUCCGAGCGAAGAUGGAAUCUCUCCUGAUAACAUGGCAGCCCCCAGCAAACCAUGCCCAGAUAUCUGGCUACAAGCUCUACUACAGAGAGGUGGGCCCAGAGGAGUCCAGUGAUGAGAGCCCUUUGGAUGGUGCUGAAGAUGAGAGCUGGGACGUAGGACCCAUAAAACUAAAGAAGAAAGUGAAGCAGUACGAGCUGACUCGACUAGCUCCUGGGAAGCUGUACGAGGUGAAGCUGGUGGCAUUCAAUAAGCACGAAGAUGGGUACGCAGCAGUCUGGAAGGGCAAAACAGAAAAGGCACCAGCGACAGCAGUAGAUCCCCCUGUGCAGAAGGGGCCUCCACUGCCUCCAGUCCAAGUCUAUGCAGAGUCCAACAGCUCAACUUCCAUCUGGCUCCGCUGGAAGAAACCCGACUUCACAACAGUCAAAAUUGUCAACUACACCGUGCGCUUCAGCCCCUGGGGCCUGAAAAACGCCUCUCUUGUGACAUACUACACCAGCUCGGAUGAAGACAUCCUCAUUAGUGGGCUGAAGCCCUACACCAGGUAUGAGUUUGCUGUGCAGUCCAACGGCGUUGGCAUCGACGGGCCCUUCGGCAGCGUGGUGGAGCGCUUCACCCUGCCCGACCGGCCCUCCACUCCUCCGUCUGACCUGCGGCUGCACCCUCUCAACCCCUACGCUGUCCAGGUGCACUGGUGCCCGCCCGUGGAGCCCAAUGGCAUCAUUGUGGAGUAUCUCAUCCUGUACAAUGCCAACAACACGCAGCCAGAUGACAUGUGGACCCUGCUGACACGAGAAGGAAACAUCUUCAGCACUGAAGUGCAUGGCCUGGAAAGUGAUACCAGAUACUUCUUCAAGAUGGGAGCAAAGACCGUGGUGGGAUCUGGGCCCUAUUCCAACGUUAAGGAUGUGCACACCCUCCGGGAGAAGCUGUCUGAUGUCCUGGAUAUCCACUCUGUGACAGGGAUCAUCGUGGGGGUGUGCCUGGGGCUGCUCUGCAUUCUCUUCUGCAUGUGUGCCAGCUUCCGCAACAGCAAGCACAGGGAGGCCCUGCCAGGCCUGGAUUCCCAGGCUGCUGGCAACCACACGUACUACCACCGGAGCAGGCAAGGGCUGGCCUCUCCCAGUGCCACCCUGGACUCACAUGAGCUCGAGUCCCUCAUGUCCCCACUCCCAGAGGAUGCACCCGUGCCCCUGGGGGACAUCACUGAGCUGGCAGAAGUGCACAGCCUCAUCCACACGAGCCUCCCUGAGGACAUCUUCCCUGGGAAGAGGAAGUCUUCAUGGAAUAAAUCAACCAACCAGGCCUGGACAAACAGCAUCACCAGAUAUGGGGACACCAUCACCAAAGAGCCUCUCUCUGCUGUCAAUGGGUCACUGAAGCUCCCCUCCAGUGCGGGGCAGAAGCUUCUCUUACAAGCCCUGGUUUAUGAUGCUGUGAUGAAUGAAGCAAAGAAAAGCCACCUGCCAGCCAGCCUCCACCAAGUAGAAGCAGAGGUCAUCGUCCAUUCUGAUUUUUCAGCCUCUGACAGAGAGUACAACUCCCAGCUGCACACCCUGGAGAGUGAAGAGACAGAAAUAGAGGACCAGGAGCCAGAAGAGCUCCCCUCAGCAGAGCUGGCUCUUCCCAGUUCCCAGCAGGACACUGGCCAAAUGUUGGUGGACUGCAUGGACAAUUUGGAGGCUCAGGCCCAGGCUGAGCUGCUCUGUACCGACACAAAGACUGACAAAGCUGAGGCUGUUUGCAUCCAUGGGCUCACCAAUGGCUUCCACAGGCAUGGAGAAAGUCUGGAUUCAGAGGAGAGUGGAGAUUCAGAUUCCACCCAGGAGGGCAGAGGUGAUGUGCAGCCAGUCAAGUGCCAGUUGCUUUCCCUGGCACCUGAGGAGGCCCUGCUCUGUAGUAACUCUGGUUUAACCAGUCCAUCCUCAGCAUCUGAGAACAUGGCACAUGUCCACAAUCACAAAGAAUGAACUGAUCUGAUUUUGAUCACAGCAGAGCUGAAGCACGAGGAGAGCCUGUCCCUCUGAGGUGCUGCCUGCCCUCGUCUGGCUGAGCCCAGCAGGAGCUGGGCAGGUGCAGCAUCUCACCAGAGCAGGGCUUGGACCUGUCAGCUCUUCUUCGGGAAGCCAGGUGGGUUGGUAAGGGCCCAUCUUCCUCCCGCUGAAGCCGAUGAGGAACUGCGUGCUGGUGGGAGCAGGACUGAGCCAUCUGCCAAAGUCUGAGUGGAACCACGAUGGAACAGAGCCUCCUGACUAGGCUGGGGCUGUCACUUCACUACAGCCCUUGAGGAGACUGGCAGGACAUCCUUUAACACUGGGCAGUGGCAGAGUGGACCGAGGGAUCCUUCUCUGCUGCCUCUUCCCCAGGGAGUGCCUGGGCACUGCUGGCUGCCUGGCAGCGUUGGGAUGAAUUCUGGCACAAGAGUCCCAGGGCAGUGGAAGCCCCAGAAACAAAGGCAGUGAGCUGUAAGCACCGGCCUUUUCUGCCCUCCCGUGGUUGGAAGGAUUACCAGGCUCUCUGUGUGCAGUACCUACUACUAGCAGGCUGAUGUAGUGGCCUUUUAUUACACACUCUACGAGUGCCUCUAACAACUUGUACUAUUUAGAACCUUCUGCAGCGUCUGGGUCUUUUCACCAGCCUGGGCUUUGUUUUAUGUAGGUUCUUGUACCUAAUAUUUUAGGUACACAUCUGUCCUUUUAAUGUACAACAUGUAUUUUUAUUUCCUUGGAACAUCUUUAUAUUAUUUAAUUUUAUAAAGUGGAAUAGUGUGUGGUAUAGAGUAGCAUUUUUACUACUUCUCUCUUUCUUUAUUUUUUCCUCCCUAACAACACAACUACCUCAUGUCUGUUGGAGAAAAAAAAAAAAGCAGUAGAUCUACUCAUUUGUUAUAGUCCAUUAUAGGUUUUAACUUAUUCUUAUACUGCCUUUUUCUAAAGAAUAUGUUUGCACUGGUUGUUGACUCUUCUUUAACACAUAGUGCUGCAGAUCUGAUGUCUCUCUUGCUUUGUUUCUUGACACCUUCCCUACAGCCAGAGAAUUGGGUUGUGUCUUUCUGUAGGACUGUUUUGCAGCAGCUGCCAAAGGAGGCUGCUUUAGCUGGCAGGAUGUCAAUCCAUCUUUCCUCAGCAAGCUUAUACUAACAAAUAGAAAGAAGAGCCAGCAAUUGCAAAAGUAACUUGUGAUACCGGGGGCAUGUAUUUCUUUUCUCUUUUUUUGGGUGCCCUUUUUUUUGGUAUGGAGACAUCUCAGAUGGUUUUAAUUUACAGAGAGCAGCACUCAGCCUUCUGUAAGCAGUGGACUUGCUGAAAGCCUUGGAUGAACAAGUGAAGUUUUCCAGUCACUUCUGAUAGUCCUGGCCAAAGUCCUGCUUUUGGGUGGGUUUUUUUGAAGAGCAGAGCACCACCAGAGCUUUAAAAUUAAAUCUUUGGUCUCAUACCAGUCAGUCUGGCUUGAAAACCAUCCAGUGACUCUUCCUGCUGAUGCUGUUUGCUUACUGCUGCCAUGUCUCUCAGCCUGGCCUUGUUGGGGAUGGACUUUUCUCUACUUUUUUUAGCUGGUCUCUUGUCCUGCUCCAGGGUUGCAGGGUUUGACUACGAAUGCUACAAGCUACAAUGACCAGCUGCUCGGAGUUAACAAGGAUCGGUAAUUCUGUUCUU